AUGUUCUCUCUCUUGAUCAUCUCUAUCUAUCUACCUCUCUAUCUAUCUAUCUAUCUAUCUAUCUAUCUAUACAUAUAUAUAUAUAUAUAUAUGCUUGUGUUUUUCGUGCGUCUACGAAUUAAUCUAUUGAAAUAUCUAUCCGAUGUUCAUCGGAGUACACAGCCUCUUCCCUUCCCAGAUGUCCACGGUCGUCUACUUCGAAAUAUCUAUCUGUGUAUCAAUUCAUUUCUUUUUUUACUUGGCUUUCUUUAUCCUCUUCGAUUUACCCCCUUUCUCUCCAUUCCACCUUGCCUCCUUACUCUCCAUUUUUUCUCAAGUAUUUCUCUUUGUAUCUGCUAUUCAUUCUCUAAUUAUACUGUCACUCCCUUCCUCUCUCUCUAUUUUCUGUCCUUUCCUUAUUCUUCUCUCUUCUUCAUACUUCUCGCUCUCCUUUCCUUCUCUUCCUUUAUCAAUGUAACUUCCUUUGUCAGUCCUUUCUUUUCCUUGCUCUGUAUCUCCUUUUCUUUCUCUCUCAUCGUUAUAAUACUUUUUUUCUUUCUCCUUCAUUUGUAUAUCUCCUUAUUCUCCCUUCCUCUGUCUUUCAUUUAUAUCCUAUAUUUCUCCAUUUUCUUUCUCAAUCUUUUCUCUUCACUCCGUCCUUCUUUCUUUCUUUCUUUCUUUCUUUCUUUCUCCUUUUCACACUUCCUUUUCCUAUCUUUUCUGUGUAUUACAUUUCUCUCACUUCCUUUAUUUUUAUUUUUAUCUUCACUGUCACUUUCAAUCUCCCUCCUUUCUCUCUUUUUUUUUCUUAUUUAA
Acanthosepion pharaonis is the source of this 795-nucleotide messenger RNA. NCBI's taxonomy places the organism in Eukaryota, Metazoa, Mollusca, Cephalopoda, Sepiida, Sepiidae. The record is from the annotation of a GenBank genome assembly.